AAUUAAAUAUAUCUCCUGAAUUUUGCUGUACUAAUCAGACAUAUCCUUUUGGAACCAAAGCUGCAAUCUUUAGAGACAGUUUUCUUUUUUGGGGGGUACCAAAAGGAAAAGCUGACAUUCUGUUUCUGAUCCUAAAAAGGUAGAAAGUGAAGUGGUAAGAUGAUCCUGCUGGGGCAGAAUGUUGUGGAUAGGCUAAGGCCCAUAGUGAACUCAAACAAUUGGGAUUAUUGUGUGUGUUGGAAGAUGAGUGAGGAUCAAAGGUUUCUUGAGUGGAUGUGUUGCUGCUGUGCCGGUGCUGCUGAUGGGGUCCAUGCUUGUGAGGAAGAGCUUCUUUUCUCCGUUUCUUCGUCGGCUUCUUCCCCUUGCAGAGAUGUCGUUUUCCAGCACCCCCGGACCAAGCCCUGCGAUUUACUGUCACAAUUGCCCACCUCAAUUAUUCUUGAUUCUGGAAUGCAUGCACAGUCCUUUCUGUCAAACCAAGCGAAAUGGUUGAACUUCUCACAGCUCUUAGAAUCGAACAAUGUUUCUGGCGAAAUAAUCGGAACCCGUGUUUUGAUACCGCAACCACUUGGACUGAUUGAGCUAUUUACUGCAAAACUGGUGGCCGAAGACCAACAAGUCAUAGACUUUGUCACAGGUCAGUGCAGCAUGUACGUGGAGAAUCAAGCAGCCAUGAUGAUGAACCCGAGCAGUGGGAUUCCAGCUGAUAAUGCUAAUAAUGGAGAUAAUGAUCAAAUGGAUGAUUCUCGCCAUCUUUUCUCACCAUCCUCACAUCUAACUUCUCUCCCAAUGAGUUUUCUCCCACACAUGAGUAGUUCUAGCAAGUUAAUGCCGAACACGAAUGAAUUGAGCGAAUUCAGGAUAGAGAGUGGAUUGGAUCAUCAUGAGAUAGAUGUGGUGAUGGUGCAGAAGCAAAUGAUGAUGGAUAACAAAGAUGGAAACGACGAUGACUCGGUUAAGGGUUUGUGCGGCUCAUCAUACAAUAGACAAGAGAACGGUCAAUCACACUCGAUAUCGGAUAGCGAUCAGAAUGAUGACGAAGAUGAUGGAAAGUACCGGAGGAAUGGGAAAUCCAAAAAUCUUGUGGCUGAGAGGAAGAGAAGGAAGAAACUCAACGAAAGGCUCUAUGCUCUUCGUGCCUUGGUCCCAAACAUUUCCAAGUUGGAUAGAGCUUCCAUACUUGGAGAUGCUAUCGAGUAUGUGAUGGAGUUGCAGAAAGAGGCAACAGAUCUUCAGAAUGAGCUGGAAUUGAACUCUGACGACGAUGAUGAAGCAGAAACAGCAGGAGGAGGAGGGAGGAAACGUAACCAUCUAAGCAGAACAGAAGACAGGAUUCCCCGUGUCCCAAAAUCUGAGCCAGAAAAAUAUUUAGUUGCAGAAUCAGAAAAAACAGACGACAAAAUCCAACAGAUGGAGCCUCAGGUGGAAGUUGCACAGCUAGACGGGAGCGAGUUUCUGGUGAAGGUGUUCUGCGAACACAAGUCGGGUGGAUUUGUGAGGUUGAUGGAGGCACUGAACUCUCUAGGGCUGGAGGUCACAAAUGUGAAUACAACAAGACACACCUGUCUUGUCUCAAACAUCUUCAAAGUUGAGUUAGUCGAUGCCCGAAUCCCAAUCCUGUUUUUGCAGAGAAGGGAUUGCGAAACGGUUCAAGCUGAUGAUGUCCGGGAGUCGCUGCUGGAGCUGACGCGCAACCCAGCGGGGAGAGGGUGGCCGGCGGCGGAGAUGGGUAGAGAAGGCUUGGAGAGCUCUGAUCAGGGCGGAAUGGAUCACCACCAGCAGCAGCCCCGUCGCCUCAACCACCAUCUUCAACUUCACGCCCACCACCUCCACCGCCUGCAUAACUGAAUCAAUUGUGGCUUCAUACCGUUUUAACAACAACAAUAUCAAAAGAGAUUUUAAAUGAACCAAUUGUCCAAAUUUUUUUCUUAUACUCAAUAAAAUGUUAAGAGGUCUUUCUUUCAUCAUUAGGGGCUCAUGCUAUAAUAUCACAUUGACUCUAAUAAAUGCACUUAUGUUGU
Cuscuta campestris is the source of this 2021-nucleotide messenger RNA. The record is from the annotation of a GenBank genome assembly. Lineage: Eukaryota; Viridiplantae; Streptophyta; Magnoliopsida; Solanales; Convolvulaceae.